Protopterus annectens (West African lungfish) is the source of this 7071-nucleotide messenger RNA. It is a transcript of the gene GLI2, whose product is annotated as GLI family zinc finger 2. Gene Ontology annotation, biological process: smoothened signaling pathway; regulation of transcription by RNA polymerase II. Bases 992 to 5569 code for a protein of 1525 amino acids. The transcript has 14 exons. NCBI's taxonomy places the organism in Eukaryota, Metazoa, Chordata, Ceratodontiformes, Protopteridae. Gene Ontology annotation, molecular function: DNA-binding transcription factor activity, RNA polymerase II-specific; RNA polymerase II cis-regulatory region sequence-specific DNA binding. The record is from RefSeq and is a predicted model, not a curated record. Gene Ontology annotation, cellular component: nucleus.
ACCUGUAGGAAGUGCUCGUUGUUAUAAUAGCCGGUGUCCGGUUUCAUUCUUGCUUCUAAACUUCAGCAUAAAUGAAGCUAUGGUUAUUAUGGCGCAAGUCUUUCUUGUGUGUGAGUGGCGUACUGUCCGGUGUCUGAAUAACUAGAGGGUAUCAUUAACCCGAAGACAGAAAUCCCGGCGCAUCAUUUGUAAACCACUCCCUCUCUAACAUCCUAGAGUACAACUGCACUCAUAUAACACCUACCUAAAACAUAAGGUCAGUAACGAAUUCAUUAAACUUGUUUCAUCUUGGUACCUCUCUGUUGCUAGUUUGAGGAAGCCCAGCCCAUCUGGAGCAGCAAAUGGUUGAACUCAGCAGGGGAGCAAAGCUGGAAGGCUGCAACCGGAGUCUCUGGAGCAACGCAACAGACGAGAGCUGCAAGAGCAACACUUUUCUUAGCAGCACUGCAAACCACUUUUGGGGCUGUCUGUCCAAAGAAUUUCACUUUCAGCACUUCACGUCUGCUGGAAGUCAAGAAGCAGCUGCUGUUUUUCCGAUGCUACUUUUAGAGCAAAACUUUUUAUGCGCACUGCACCCCAAGUUGGAAUAAUGGUGUCUGAAAGUGCCAAGGCUCGCCAGCUGGGUGUCCCUGCAACCCUGGGUUCAGCAGAUUACUGGUCAAAGAAAGCCUACAAAAACUAAAGGUGCGUCUGGUUUGGAAUUGCUAGGAACGGUUAAAGGGAAUCGCAAAGUUGUGGACUUCUUGACAACAGUGCUGCUUUGAAUAGCAGGAGCUGCAGCGUAUCUCCAUUUCUGAAUGAUUUCAUGAUUUAGUCGCACAUUUCUUGAGUCUUAUGAGACUCUUGAAGUACAUAGGUUGCAGGUUUCGCUGAAUCUGGAGAGAUUUCUUGAGGGAGAGAGGUCGCACCCACUGAUCGGAUUGCUGCAAGUCUGCAGAUGGUUACAUCACUUUAAAGCCAGGCUUCACUUACUAAAGUAUGAAAAUCUGAGAUGGAAGCAUCAACACAGGGUGCAACGACUGCAGACCGAAAGGAUGCAAAAGGCACAUUGGAGGGAAAUGGCUUCACAGAAGCAGGAAAAAAGACAGGGGGUCACAGUUCUCUGCGAGCCCCGCAACACAUUUUUCCAGCAUUCCACCCACCUUUACCUAUUGAUAUGCGCCACCAUGAGGGACGAUACCAUUAUGAACCACAUUCAGUUCAUGCUAUUCAUGGGCCUCCAGCUCUGACCGGCAGCCCUGUUAUAUCUGACAUCUCCCUUAUUCGGCUUUCACCUCAUCCAGCAGGCACUGGGGAGUCAGCUUUCAGCCCUCACCAUCCAUACAUCAGCCCUCACAUGGAACACUAUCUACGUACUGUGCACAGCAGCCCCACCCUUUCCAUGAUCUCUGCGGCCAGAGGUCUGAGCCCUGUUGAGAUAGCACAUGAGCAUUUGAAGGAAAGAAGCCUCUUUGGACUGCCUCCCCCUCCCCCUCCAGGAGCCAACCCUGCCGACUUCUAUCACCAGAUGACAUUAAUGGCGAGCCAUCGUAGCCCUUAUGGGGACAUCCUUGCACAAACUGGGGGUGCAGGUUGUGGUGUGCAUCUCCCAGACUACCUCAGCCCUGUUGAUGUGUCGCGAUUUUCAAGUCCAAGGGUCACCCCCAGGUUAAGCCGAAAACGAGCCCUCUCCAUUUCUCCCCUCUCUGAUGCCAGCAUUGACCUACAAACGAUGAUCAGAACCUCUCCAAACUCUCUUGUGGCAUAUAUUAAUAAUUCUAGAAGCAGUUCUGCAGGCAGCGGCUCGUAUGGACACUUAUCUGCUGGUGCAAUCAGUCCAGCAUUCAGCUUUCCCCAUCCCUUGAAUCCAGUGGCAUACCAACAAAUUCUUAAUCAGCAGCGGGGAUUAGGUUCUGCAUUUGGGCACACACCUCCAGUCAUCCAGCCAUCGCCUACAUUUCCACCACGUCAGCAUAUAAAUAGUAUUGCAGUCAAUCCAGUUCACUCUCAGAACAACCAUAAUGACAGCAGGGCUGAUGCAAAUCAGAACAAGCACAGCAGUGAAUCAGCGGUGAGCAGCACUGUGAAUCCAGUCAUUAACAAACGCACAAAGGUCAAAACUGAAGAGGACAGCUUUAGACCUGACUCUCCAUCAGACCUGCAGAGCCACCUGACAGACAUUAAAGAAGAUUUAGACAAAGAUGAGUGCAAGCAGGAGCCUGAAGUCAUAUAUGAAACCAACUGCCACUGGGAGGGCUGCACCAAGGAAUAUGACACCCAGGAACAACUUGUUCAUCACAUUAAUAAUGACCAUAUCCAUGGUGAGAAGAAGGAAUUUGUCUGUCGCUGGUUGGAGUGUACCAGAGAUCAGAAGCCAUUCAAGGCUCAGUAUAUGUUGGUGGUUCACAUGAGAAGGCAUACUGGGGAAAAGCCACACAAGUGUACAUUUGAGGGUUGCACUAAAGCCUAUUCUCGACUUGAAAACUUGAAGACUCAUUUACGUUCUCACACAGGGGAGAAGCCAUAUGUGUGUGAACAUGAGGGUUGCAACAAAGCCUUUUCAAAUGCCUCAGACCGUGCCAAACACCAAAACAGGACUCAUUCCAAUGAGAAGCCCUAUAUUUGUAAAAUACCUGGCUGUACAAAACGAUACACAGACCCUAGCUCACUCAGGAAGCAUGUCAAAACUGUACAUGGACCAGAAGCACAUGUGACUAAAAAGCAACGAAACGAUGUCUAUACCAGGCCUCCACCGGCAAAGGAAAAUGGUGAUAAUGAAGCCAGUGUGAAGCAAAACAGCAGGGCACUUGAUGAGAAUGCAGAAGCUAACGGCACAGCUCGAGGCAUGGAUGACCGUCUCCAAGUCAAGUCCAUUAAAACUGAAAAUAAUGUGAUGUAUCAGUCCAGUCCUGGCGGCCUGUCCUCAUGCAGCAGCGAACCAUCACCGCUUGGUAGCACAACCAACAAUGACAGUGGAGUGGAAAUGAACAUGAACAGCGGAGGAAGUCUGGGAGAUCUUACAGGAUUUGAUGACGCUCCUACUGUGGACUCGACAGUACAUUCUGGAACAUCAGCAGUUGGUCUUCUGCUAAGAAAAAACAUGGUUGCAGUCCAAAAACUUGAACAGCUCAAGAAAGAAAAACUGAUAACAGUCAGGGAUUCCUGCUCAUGGGCAAAUUCAACUCCUCAACACAGAAAUGUUAAGCUGCCUCCCAUACCAGGAAAUGAAUCUAUACUUGACAGUUUGAGCACCAGUGGUUCCACUGCUCUAGUGCCAAAUCCAAGAAUGACGGAGCUGUCCACCAAUGACAUUGCAUUAUUAAACCAGCUUAAUGAGAGACGUGAUAGUGCAACAAGUUCCAUCAGUUCAGCAUAUACGGUAAGCCGAAGAUCUUCGGGGAUUUCACCCUUCUUUUGUAGCCGUCGUUCCAGUGAAGCCUCACAAUUUGGUGGUCGCCCAAAUAAUGUCAGUUCUGCUGACUCUUAUGAUCCAAUUUCAACAGAUGCCUCGCGAAGAUCAAGUGAGGCUAGUCAAUGUGGGGGAAUAUCAAGUCUUCUAAACCUUACCCCUGCUCAACACUAUCGACUGAAAGCAAAGUACGCUGCUGCCACUGGUGGGCCUCCACCAACACCACUUCCUAAUAUGGAAAGGAUGAGUUUAAAAGCUCGUGUUUCUCUUCUUGGUGAUAAGUCUGACCCUCUAAUAGCACCAUUUCCACCUCCUGUAGGCCCACGGCGCUGGAGUGAUGGCGCCAGCUGUAUGCUUGGAACAACAUCAGUGUGGCCUCAUGAAGUUCAAGGCAACAAUAAUAGGAGAGCAAGUGAUCCUGUUAGGAGGCCUGUUGUUGACCCACUAUCUUUUCCUAGAGUUCAGCGUUUUAAUAGUACAAACACCAUGAAUCCAUGCCAUCCAGUGUCAUUGGAAAGAAGAAACAUUUUCACAAGCUCAGACAAUCCCCUCCCUAGAUAUGGAUAUUCACCCCAUCCUCCAAGUAUUAGUGAAAAUGUUGCAGUGGAAGCAGUGCCUAGUGAGCUAGAGAGCCAAGGUGCUGAGGAUGACAUUGUUUUGCCUGAUGAUGUGGUGCAGUAUUUGAAGUCACAGAGUCAUGGAAUGCAGAUGAACAACAGUAACACACAGUAUAACCCUGCAGUACACAUCUUCCAGGAAAAUGUUAAACCACAUAAUCAGAACGUCUAUAGCCAUCGCAGAAUGGCUGUGAUUGAUGCAAAUACGAAUCAUCCUGAUCAAACCUUAACAGAAUGUCAGUCAAAUGCUGGGGUCUCUCCUAAUAUUAAUAAAAACAACAUGCCUGUUCAGUGGAAUGAGGUCAGCUCUGGAACUGUUGAUAUUUCACCUAAUGAAGCUAAGCAGCCAUUUUCUCAGAACAGCCAAGUCAAUGCACAGCAAAAGCAACAUUUUGAUCAGUAUCAGCAUUUGAACCAGCAGUCCAUGCAAAUAUACCGCAAUAUGAAUUUAACUCCACAGACUUUCAUGCAAAAGAACAUGAAUGCAGAUGCAUUAAGAAUGUUUUACCUACAACAAAGACAGCAAAGUUUUAAACAGUCUGCUAAUGUAAAUCAGAAUUUGAGUGUACAGCAAGCAUAUUGUAAUGGUUUUCAAAUGUUAAGCCCAAAUACGGGCUCUAGAGAACUGAAUCAGCUUUCAUCUCCUUGCAGCAGUGUGGGCAUUAAUGCUGGACAAGCCCCUCAAGCAGAAGCUGUAAAUGGGUCAUCCCUAACAAUAAUUAAUCCUAUCAGUGGAAAUGCAGUGCAAAACCAAGGGUAUGAAGUAUCGGUUCAACAAAGUUAUGCACCUAAAGCUCAGCCUAGUUUAAACUCUAACAGUGCUAGUUAUGUACCUGAUCAAGACAUACUUUGUGCUUCAGAUACUCUAAUAAGGCAGCAGAAUGCUAACCAGUCUCAAGGAAAUGCACUGAGAACAGUGGCACAGAAUGUUAAUCACCGAACAUUACAACCUCAUCCUCCACACAUUCCGCCACCAAACAGGAGGAGCUGUGCUGCUUCUGACUUGGCUCAGUAUCAGGCUUACCCAAGGAGCUCCCAUUUUAUGCAUGGAAUGACUACGGUCCAUGAAUCUGCUGAAGCGAGUCCUAAAAGGCACGCUAACACGCUACCGGCAAAUUCUCAGCAAUGUACUGGCAACUCAAAGGACAGUAACGUCAUGUAUUACUCUGGUCAGAUUCAUAUGUUUGAGCACAAUACAAACUUUGGAAGUCAGAUGGACUGUGCAGUGCAGCAGCAGCAAAACAUAUCAAAUUUGAAACCAACGACCACACAUUCGCCUGGAGUGAAUCAGGUCUCUAGUACUGUGGAUCAGGCCACGGAGCCUGCUGUCAUUGAUUUUGAUGCUAUUAUUGGUGAUGGUGACCACUCAAGUUUGAUGUCUGGAACAUUGAGUCCUAGUAUUCUCCAAAAUCUCUCCCAGAAUUCCUCACGACUAACAACACCUCGAAACUCUUUGACUCUUCCGUCUGUGCCAGCUGGGGUAAGCAACAUGGCAAUUGGAGAUAUGAGCUCCAUGUUAUCUACCCUGGCUGAGGAAAGCAAAUUUCUGAAUAUGAUGUCUUAGCUAAAAGACAUGGAUAACUCAAUGGCAGAAGAAAUGUUAUGAAUGUAUUAUUUAGAAAAUACAUUAUCAGUGAAGACAUUUAUAUUAAAUGCUCAUUAAGUGCAUCAAAUUUUCAGUGAAAAACAUUGUCACUGGCUUGUCUGCACUAUAACAUACAAUACAAAGGGUAAUACCUAAUGGUGUGUUACUGAAAUGCCUGUGUCUGUGUUAUACGGACUGCAGAUAUACAUCAAGUUUGUCAAAACGGAAGACUAUGUGCAAACAAAUUUAGUUUUGCCAUACAUAUAGUACAAAUGUAUGCGUUUUGUAUGUUUUAUGAUCUGUAGUAUUGAACUUUUAUUUUAUGUCAUUGAAAUAAUUAUCUAAACUUUUAGGGGGAAGCACAAUGUAAGCUAUAUUUCCCUGUUAUAACAGAAGCCAUACUGUAAAUUCCAGCUCGAGAUUAAAUCAGUCAUUAAACAGCCCCAUAUAAGAUAUAGAAUAAUUCUUAAGCAAUAUUGGAAGUUUGUAUACAUACAUAAUUGUAAAUAUCUGCUUAAGACACAGCAGUAAUUGAUAAUGUAGCAUCAAGAAAGUGCCUUAUUUUGAUUUAUUUUCAUGUCAUGUAGUAAAGGCACUUCUGUAGAUGAAAUGAACAUAUUGUAAACUGCCAGCAUCAUAUGUAAAAAAAAAGUUAUAAAUGCAUAUUGUUUUGUUUAUAUAUAAAAGAUUUUCUUUGCAUUUAAGAAACAUGUACCACAUUGUUAUACAUUGUAAUAUACUCUUUUAUUUGGGUAUAAUGUAUGUAGUUUAAUUCGGUCACAAGAUGGAGUGCUGUUCUCAAAAACAGUAAUGUGCCAUUUCAUGUCAAAAAAAAAAAAUGUACAGCGUGAAACAAAUUCUUCACUUAUCUGGACUUCAUGGUACCUGUAUGCUGCAAAAAUAUAAUAAUGACUUUUCUCAGGCUUUAUAGGUUUAACUUCACAUAAUAUUUUAUUCCAAAAAAAAGCUGCUAUGAUGGCUCCUAUUCCAGAAAUGGGAUAUAUUGCUGUACAAUCUCAGCUCAGUGGGGCAGAAUGAUAAAGCCAUGACUGCAGCCCAGUAAAUUGGGAAUAGAUUAAUGACCUGAGCACAGGACAAGCCAACAGAGAGGUUAAGGGUUAAGUGAGUGAUGCAGACUUGCCCAUGCAAUAGAGACUGUCAGUCCAUCCACUCUGGGGACUUGUAAUGGAGAAUCAGAGAAUACACCAUGCAGCACUGAGUAUUCUACAUGCAUCAAACUGCCAGCCAAUGCCAUGUACUGUUACCAUGUUAAUACAUGUGUGGAAUUACACAUUAUUUCACAUCAUUUCAUAUUGGCUUGGCACAGCAGUCCCUGCAUCACUGCUGCAUGUGCACAGCAACAAUGUGAGUAAUGGGAGUUGGAGUCAAAGUUCAUAGCGCCAGUAUUACCUGGAUGAUGUCCCAGAAAGGAAGAGGUAUUGGUGGUUGGUAAACACUCACAAGAAAAAGAUAAAGUAAAC